ACUGGUGGGCUUUGCAGUGUGAAUUAGUGCAUUGGACGGAGGUGGUGCGUUUCUGUUCAUUUGUAAGGUCAGACAGGGUACAAACGAGAGGUGCAAAUGGCAGCGAGUGAAGAAUUAAUUGGCGAGAUUCACAAGAUCAGUGAAAUUUUGAAAUCAUCGGACAGCAAUUGGGAUGUAAUUGAGAUUACGCAACUGCUCAAGUCUCUGGGAUUGCAGUUGGAUUCCGUGGACUUUGAGACGGCGGUGGCACCAAAUGAGGGGACAGCGCCCCAUUUAUCUGUGGAAAUUCGCUGUGGGACCUCAAAGAUUGUCUCCAGGCUCACAUCAACGGUUAAGCGUGAAUGUAUUUGUCCGAAAUAUUCGAACAACAGUUCCUUCUGGGAGGUCCAGGGAAUAGCUCCAAGUGCAAAUGGCGUGGAAAACGGAAAUACGAAGGAAAAAUCAUCGAAUCUUCUACCGGAAAUAUCGAAAAAUACCAAUGAUUGCGUAAAGACGCUCCUGGAUGCUGCUUUGCACCUCUUUAAGACACCCGCAACUGUGCCAACAACCACUGAUCUUGUGGAUUUGCAUUCAAACAAGGAAAAUUCCGUACCAGCGGUGAAAAUUGAGCCAGCUGCUGAAGAAAAUUUAAACACAUCCUCAUCAACACAAAUUAUUUCUCCCAGCCCCAAAGAUGAGGUCUUCUUUGCCAACAUGCGUGCCGACAAUGAUCGUGAUAUACGCAUAAUUCAGCAAUUGUCCGAGGCACGCUAUAAAAUUGAUCAGGCUCUUCUUAUGCUGAAAUUCAAUGGGCGCAGUGAUAUGCUACACAAUUCCCUCCUCAUGAAUACACCACAGAAGCCAAGUGCUUGCUCAUCUCCACGAGUGUCUUCAGCCAGGAAGCAUCCAUACCGAAGGGAUGACAUUCAAGGAAUCGUCGUCAAUAAGAUUGAGAAUAAGAAGACUUCUGCGAAGCUCUCAUUGCUCCCACCAAGGGAUGAAAAAAUUCUCAAGAGACGCUCUGUGGGCAGCAUUUCGGAGCAAUUUGUAAGGCGUGAACCACUUCUUCCGCGUGCCCUACCCCAAGCACCAGCAGCACCAUCAGCUGCUGCUGGUGUGAAAAAGAAAGUGGCCGUUAAGGAAAAUAUCACCAGCAAUCUCAGGCGAUCCAUGAAAUUGUCUCAAAGCAUGCCCAAACUACCCUCAUCAGCAACGAAGAAAUAACUUUUUUCCAUCUUGAGGAUUUUUUCCUUUUUUUUAAAUUUAUAAUAUUGCAUGACUUGAAACAAUUUAUUUUAUUCUGUGAAUUAAAAAAAAUUAUUGAGCAACAUUCUGAGAAUCUGAUAAUAAAAAUUAAUUUGAUUUGUUUCAACUAA
Molecule: messenger RNA, 1355 nt
Organism: Lutzomyia longipalpis
Lineage: Eukaryota; Metazoa; Arthropoda; Insecta; Diptera; Psychodidae
Exons: 3
Coding region: 97-1203 (368 amino acids)
Source: RefSeq, a predicted model, not a curated record